Messenger RNA from Ornithorhynchus anatinus (platypus), 814 nucleotides. It is a transcript of the gene CX2H6orf52, whose product is annotated as chromosome X2 C6orf52 homolog. The record is from RefSeq and is a predicted model, not a curated record. Gene Ontology annotation, cellular component: nucleus. Gene Ontology annotation, molecular function: tRNA binding. Gene Ontology annotation, biological process: selenocysteine incorporation. NCBI's taxonomy places the organism in Eukaryota, Metazoa, Chordata, Mammalia, Monotremata, Ornithorhynchidae. The transcript has 4 exons. The coding region runs from base 220 to 648 and encodes 142 amino acids.
UUGGGCUGGGGCCCGGCUGGUUGCUAUGGGAGACGCCCGUUGCCGUCGGAUCGGCCAAGGCCAGCGCUUGUGCGCCUGCGCGGGAGGCUCCAGCCUGCCCCCUUCCGGCCGUUCGAUGAACUGCCGUCGCCCCUCCGCAGCCGGCGUGGGAAAUCUUCCUCCAAUUUUCUAGUGUGGCCCAACGGAAAUAAAAGGGGGGUGUCGUGGGGCUGCAUCUUGAUGAGCCCCCCCCUUCAACAAUCAUCCUCAUCCUUCUUAUGGAUGAAGUUUGAAUGGCAGCCAAACCAAAAUUACCUUUUUAGCUCCUACUAUCAUCACUGCCAGAAUAUCCAGAUGGCUUGUGAAUACUAUACUGUUUAUAACUAUGGCGACGAUGCUUCCAAUAUCCGGAACAGCUUCCCUGUUGAGGUCCCUGCUGAAAAUCAAGCUGACUUUCCAGUUGUAUCAGAGGAGGCUACAACUGAAGACCAGAGUGAAGAGCAACUAGAGGAUCCACAACUUUACCUGGAUGUUGAAGAACUAAACAAAGAGUUUAUGGUGGCAAGUGAAGAACUAUAUGACUCACUCAUGAACUGUCACUGGCAGCCUCUAGAUACGGUCAACUCGAAAAUCCCAAAUGACUUCCAAGAGGUUAACCGAAAUGCAUAAUUUUGCUGAGUCUUUGACUUUUUUUGGAAGCAUGCAUGUCACUACUCUCUGAUGUAUUGGGACACGCCAGCCUACUGGGAUUUCAUAGACACAUUUUUUUUUCUUUUGAAAUUUAAACAGGAUGCUAAAGAAUUAAACAAGCUGUAAAUAAAAUAUUGUGAGCAAA